AAGAAACGAAUCAGGUAUGCGUCCCCUUGGAUGAAGUGCAUGGUAUUGGUAACACAAAUUCAGUGAAAAAUACAAUAUUUUUAAACCCGUGACAUAUAUUCGUCUUGCGAUACAAACUAUGCCUCUCUACAAUCAACGGUUUUUAUCAUCCCGAUUUUAAAGCUUUGUGUCUUAGCGAGUAGUUUAAAUUGUUAUCAAAGAACCAUGCACUUGUCGACGUAACACAAGCACGUGUCCAAACAAUUAAUACACGUUGUGAUUGUAGGCCUACUUUGUCUAUCUUUCACGUUCCCUUUAUAUUAUACGAUUUAUUACGUUUAGCAGUGAAUAGCACAGAGAUGACUAAAUUUACCGUAUUGCCACUCUUUGUUCUUCUCUUUCUCGUUUUACUCUGCACUAAGUCGUUAGCUAAGUCUGAAGAGUUUGAUGAGUCGGACGAAGAAAACGACGUUGCUGCUGUACCGUCAUGUUGCGGGUUCUCGUCGCCUCUUCUGAUCAAGAAAGAUCAAUGGAAACCAAUCUUCGAGACCAAGUUCGGACAAAUCUCAACCGUUCAAAUCGGCGAGGGAUGCGGUGGGAUGGGACCUUACAAAAUACAUUCAAUAACGUUGGAGCCAAACGCUCUAUUGCUCCCUCUUCUUCUUCAUUCAGACAUGGUCUUCUUUGUCGACUCUGGGAGUGGGAUUCUGAAUUGGGUCGAGGAGGAAGCGACGAGUUCUGAGAUAAGACGAGGGGACGUUUACAGGCUACGUCCCGGUACAGUUUUCUACUUACAGAGCAAACCGGUUGAUAUCUUCCUUGGAACCAAACUUAGGAUUUACGCAAUCUUCUCAAACACCGAAGAGUGUUUACACGAUCCUUGCUUUGGUGCGUAUUCCAGUAUCACAGAUCUAUUGUUUGGUUUUGAUGAGACCAUUCUCCAGUCAGCUUUUGGGGUUCCUGAGGAAAUUAUAGGUCUGAUGACGAACCGUACGCAGCCACCACUGAUCGUGCAUGACAUGCUGAGCACGCCUGGUGAGGCCAACACCAACACGUGGCAGCUCCAACCGCGGUUACUCAAAAUCUUUGCCCGAUAUGUAAGCGCAGCGGAGAACAAAAAGAAGGAGAAGAAGACAAAGAAAGCAAAGACAUUCAAUGUUUUCGAAUCUGAACCUGAUUUCCAGAGCCCUAACGGUCAGACUAUAACGAUUAACAGGAAGGAUCUAAAUGUGUUAAGCGGCUCAAUGGUUGGAGUUUCCAUGGUGAACCUAACUCAAGCAUCGAUGAUGGGACCCCAUUGGAACCCAUGGGCUUGUGAGAUCUCGGUUGUGUUGAAAGGAUCUGGAAUGGUACGUGUGCUUAGGUCUUCGAUUUCUUCAAGAUCAUCAUCAGAGUGUAAGAACAUGAGGUUUAAGGUAGAGGAAGGAGAUAUUUUCGCAGUUCCACGGUUACAUCCAAUGGCUCAAAUGUCUUUUAUAGAUGAGCCAUUGUUGUUCAUUGGGUUUACUACUUCAGCUAGGAACAACGAGCCACAGUUCUUAGCCGGACAGAACUCAGCUUUACGGUUUCUUGACCGGGAGGUAUUAGCUGCCUCUUUGAAUGUGAGUAGUGCGAUGGUUGAUGGAUUGUUGGGAGCUCAGAAGGAUGCGGUUGUGUUGGGAUGUCCUUAUUGUGCGGAAGGAGAGUUGGAGCUUAAAGUGGAGACGGAGAUGAAGAAGAGAGAUGAUGAGAGGAAGAGAGAAGAAGAAGAGGCCAAGAAAGAAGAGGAAGAGAGGAGGAAACGAGAAGAAGAAGAAGAAGAGGAGAAGAAGCAAUGGCCGCCACAGCCUCAGCAACCACCACAGAGAUAAAGCUUUUAAUUAUGUCAAGAGUGUUUAGGUCGUUGAUGGUCGAAAGUUUGGUCUUGUUGUCUCUUGUUUAUUUGUUAAUGUGUUUUGUAUUGCAACCCUUUGACUAGGUUUCCUUGUCGAGUCAAUUCGUUCUUCCAUGCUUUCUUCUUUUCGUUACGUUUGUAUUGUAUUGUGUUGUGA
Raphanus sativus (radish) is the source of this 2009-nucleotide messenger RNA. RefSeq names its product vicilin-like seed storage protein At4g36700. NCBI's taxonomy places the organism in Eukaryota, Viridiplantae, Streptophyta, Magnoliopsida, Brassicales, Brassicaceae. The record is from RefSeq and is a predicted model, not a curated record.